AUGUUUAAGAAUGUGCAAACUGAGUUUGUGAAGAAGGCUGAUUGCAGAGUCUCUGUAGUUGCUGAAGAGGGGCCAUCGGUAUACAUGAAGGUGGAAGAGGAAAAAUUAGUCAACGAUACUAUUCUUUGCGUUCUAUACGACGUCCACUUUGACCGUUCCACACAGGAGGUUCGUUGUGAGUGUAAUCUUUUUGAGAGUUCAGGUGUGUUGUGCUAUCACUGUCUUGCAGUUUUCCAUUCAAAUAUAGUGUAUAAAGUACCUACCUAUUAUGUUCUCCCUCGCUGGAGCAAGAACAUAAAGCGCAAACAUACUUAUGUCAAGAGUAGUCACGACGUCAGUCAGUCGGAUGAGAGUCAUACUGCAUUCAGGGGAUUAUGUGCACACUUCUACAAUAUUGCUCAAGAGUUUGUCAAUGACGACGAUGAAACAGCAUUGCUGCAUGCUGCUCUGGAAGAAACAAGGGCCAAGCUGACCUUGCACUGUGCCAAGAAAAGGUCCGAGAGCAUGGCGGACAUCCACACCAGCAUUGGCUCACAGGGUUCGAAUGUUGUUGGUGUAGUCAACAUCCAAGGCCCAUCAAAGGUCACCACAAAGGGACGCCCAAAGAGUGAGGGGCUCGGCACUGCCCUAGAGAAGUCCUUCAAGAAAUCUGCUCGGAGGAAAAACAAGAAUGCCUCCUCGGUACAAGUGGUUCGUCCGGAGGCAUCUCAAGAUAUAAACUUUGGUGCUGUUGUUGGCCGGAAUGAGCCCCAACAAGUGGUUCGUCUGGAGGAAUCUCAAGAUAUAAACUUCGGUGAUGUUGGCCGGAAUGAGCCCUAA
Molecule: messenger RNA, 819 nt
Organism: Arachis ipaensis
Lineage: Eukaryota; Viridiplantae; Streptophyta; Magnoliopsida; Fabales; Fabaceae
Product: protein FAR1-RELATED SEQUENCE 2-like
Molecular function (GO): zinc ion binding
Source: RefSeq, a predicted model, not a curated record